Messenger RNA from Macrosteles quadrilineatus (aster leafhopper), 4537 nucleotides. RefSeq names its product UDP-glycosyltransferase UGT5-like. Gene Ontology annotation, molecular function: UDP-glycosyltransferase activity. The record is from RefSeq and is a predicted model, not a curated record. The transcript has 7 exons. Lineage: Eukaryota; Metazoa; Arthropoda; Insecta; Hemiptera; Cicadellidae. The coding region runs from base 59 to 2125 and encodes 688 amino acids.
UCAGAUCUUCCGUACAGCGGACAAGGCCGCUAGGGUGGUUUCUUCUCUUAGCCGGUUGAUGGCCAAUGUCGGAGGGCCUCGGUCCAGUCGUAGAAGGCUGUUAAUGUCUUCGGUCCAGUUCGUACUCUUGUACGGUGCGGAGGUGUGGGCAGACGCACUAAAUAAGGAGGCAUACAGGAUGCGGCUCGCCCGAGUGCAGCGUCAGGCAGCACUGAGGGUAGCAUCUGCCUACCGAACAGUGUCCGAGCCCGCCGUCCUGGUGAUUGCUGGAGUCAUCCCCGUCAAACUUUUGGCGGUGGAGAGAAAGGCAAUUUACCGGCGCCGUGGGGAGGACGAGGCACGAACAGAGGAACGCACCCGCACCUACCAGCUGUGGCAGGAGGGCUGGGAACAGGAGACACGGGGACUCUGGACCAGGCGACUGAUACAGCAAGUCCAACCUUGGGUUGAUCGGCGGUACGGAGAGGUGGACUUCUACCUCACCCAAUUUCUGACGGGACACGGCUUUUUCCGGUCGUACCUGUUCAGGAUGGGCAAAGCCGUGUCACCCGACUUCUGGCAGGAUCUGGGUUGUCAUGAACAGCCACUUUUUUUCCUCUUCCUGGCUAUCUGUGCCUCGGACUCCGCUCGUAUCCUUGGCCUGCUGCCCAUGUGGGCACGAAGUCACCACAGAUUUCUACAGCCUGUGAUGAGAGCCUUGGCAGAGGCUGGACAUGACGUCACUGUCUACAGCCCCUUCCCCCUGGACAACCCCCCACCCAACUACACCGACGUCCAUCUAGCGAACAUCAAAACCGAGAGUGAAGAACUCACCAACUGGUUUCUAUUCCUGGCACAACAGCCUCACUACAAAUGUUUCGACGCUAUGCUUCAAAUCUACGAGACGAUGUAUCGGGAGUUCAUCGGGGACCCUAAGAUAAAACAACUCCUCAAGUCAACAGAGAGGUUUGAUCUGAUCAUAACCGAGGGCUUCUCAGGUCAAGAAUACACACUCUUGCUUGCCCACAAGCUCAAAGUACCCACCAUCGCUCUCCAAGCCUUCCCCACGAACCACGUCAUCAACAGUCAAGCGGGGAAUAGUCUCUCAUUAUCCUUCUCUCCUGGGGUAUGUGCUCCUUUCUCUGACAAAAUGACGUUCACUCAAAAGCUACUUAACUCAUUCGCAACUUUGAGAGAUUUGUACUACUAUUACAACCGUCAGAUUCAUGGUUUAGAGGAAAUGAUGAGGAAAGAUUUUCCUGACAUGCCUUCGCUGGAGGAGAUGAGCAAAGGUGUGGCGAUGAUGUUUGUAAACGAUCACCUGACUGCAGACUACGCAAUACCGAGGCCUCCGAACAUCAUACCUGUUGGAGGACUUCACAUACAACCCACACAGCCUCUGCCUCAGGAUAUUCAGAAGUUUGCAGACGACGCCAAAGACGGAUUGAUUCUCUUCAGUUUAGGAACGUAUGUUCAAGACGAACUUCAACCCCAAGAGUACUUUGACAUGUAUAACAAUGUGUUCAGAAGGCUGAAACAGAGGGUAAUAUGGAAAACCAGGAAGGAGAAUAUACUUGGACUGCCGAAAAACGUGAUGACGUUAUACUGGGCUCCACAACAAGAUAUUUUGGCGCAUCCCAACUGUGUCCUGUUCAUCACUCACGGAGGUCUUCACAGCCAACACGAGGCAAUUCACUUCGGCGUCUGUGUCAUCGGCAUCCCUCAGUUCUUUGAUCAGCACAGAAAUGUCAAGUUUUUCGAAGAGCAAGGAGUAGGAGUCAAAAUUGAAACUGAAGAUCUCUCGGAAAAAACUAUUUCCGCAGCUAUAAGAAAGGUGCUAGACAAUCCCAGUUACAGAGACAGAAUGAAGAAGUUGUCCGCGGUAUUCAGAGAUCGGCCGAUGUCUCCUGCGAAGUCUGUCGUGUUCUGGACGGAGUACGUGUUGAGGCACGGCGGAGCUCCACAUCUGCGGCCAGCCUCUACUGAGCUGCGAUGGUAUCAGCUGAUACUACUGGAUGUAUUAUCAUGUGUUUUAACAAUUGUAAUCCUCGUAGUUUUAUUAUUAUUUGUUACAGUUAACUUUUUAUACGCUCGUUUGUUUAGCAGUAAUAGACAAGGUCCUUCUGUAAAGAAAAAGCUUAAAUGAAAUGAAUUUUCAAAGACUCUUUAUUAUUUUUUCUGACUUAACUAAUUCGGUGCCCAUUAGUUAGAAUUUCAGAGUUUUUGUUCAUUUAUUAGUUUCGAUUGCCUAGCGUAAGUUGCUAGGCAUGAGUAGGAUUCCCAAUUCUUGAGAAUACUGUUCCUUGUUUUUGAGGGGUUGGUAUGCAGGAUGGUAAAAUCAUUGUUUGUAGGUUUUUCUGGGAGUAAAUGCCAUACGCUACAAGUUGAAAUUCCAGCAACCCAAGGGUCAGCCACUUUUAAGUUGACUGCCAUUUGACUUAUAACGAUUACAUAGCUGAUGAUUACACCUGGGUUGCAAUUUGGCAUUUGGACUCUGGCAGUGUCUGAAGGUAUUGACGUUAAAAUUACAAAACAUACCAACAGUUAUCAAUGUUCUCUAACAGCAAUACAUUGAUGGCGAAGAUUUGUUUAACGUAUAGCACAUUCUGGGCUCAUUCUUUUUAAAUUAUAACCAUUGUAGAAUUAUUGUUUCUAAAUGGUGCAAUAUUUCUCACUUUUCGUUGUUUGGUGUCUCCUUUACAGUGGAGAACAUUUAAUAAGGUAAUAUACGUAAUUAAAUUUCACCACAGUGUAAUGUUGAGGUUACAACAAACAGCGCUGUCAAAUUAAUUUGGUUCUCAUCUCAACUUAAUUGAUCAUAAUUUUGCUUCAAGGUGACAUUCAUUAUCAAUUCAGCAAUUUUAACAAUCAAACACUGCACUUUAAAAUAGUAAAUUUUUCCAUGUAAAUUGUAUGUAGCAUAUUUUUAAAUCAAUACAAUGUCCAACACAAUUAUUAUACAUAGAUUAUUAUAAAUUUAAGUAAAUUAUUCAUAUAUUUUGAUGUUACAAAACUACUGUAAUUGUAUAUGUAUACGAAAGGUUGCAAAAUUGUAUAUUUUAAAGUAGUCAAAUGGCAAAACAGAUUUUUUCUAAAAGGAAUAUGUUUUUUGACACUAAACCAAACAUGGUUAUUGCUAAACCUUCAGGUUAAAAAUUAUACCAUAAACCCACAAAAUUGAUCUAAUUACAAGACGUUUUAUACUUUGUAUUUCUUUCUGGUUCAAAACCCCUCUCUAACAAAGUACUACCAGGGAAUCUUCAGAGGUCUGUGAUAUAUGCCAUGGAGUCCCCGCACGUCCUUGGUACCAAAUAACUCACUAAAACAAACGGUCCUUCUUCAGAGGGGUCCACACGUUCUAUAGUAUAAAAAAUGAAAUAUAAAAACAUUAUUAGAACAUUCCAUUUUUCCUUUCAGCAACCAUCGCUGGUAUAUUGUAUCAUUGACUAUACACAAAAUUAUAGUCACAUUCUGUGUAUAGUCAAUUGUAUGCAUUUGUUGAAUAAGUUUACUGAUCAAUGUUUUGUUUCUUUUAAAAUACUUCACUAUUUAUCACAAAGUCAUAGUUAACAUUAGAAAACUUUACUUGAAAAAUAUACCACACUUUCCAUAUUCUGGAUUUUACCCUCACCCCUUUAUUAAGACAAUCUUCUUGAUUCUUUCGAUGGCUGGUUAUUACAUAUAAAAAAAUUACCAGUACUAAAAAUGAACAAGUAUGACAAAACGCAUCAUUGAUAAGACAUAAUUUUAUUGUAGGUGACAAAACAUGAAAAGGAAAACAUCAACACACGGAAAUUUAACUAUACAAACUUCUAAUAAAAUGUGAUGACAAACAUUUAAUUCGUCAACGAAUAAAAUUUAAAGUAUGAAAAAAUAUUAACAAUUACAAACAAUGGGAAAAUUGCAAAAUAAUUACAAGUAUUAUAACAAGAAAAAUGAUACUCUGGUAAAUAAAUAAAACCAUACGUGGGUGUUUUACCGGUAUCUAUAAGUACUUUUUAUAUUUUUCAUUUUCAAAUUUUCAAACAAAACAUGAGUGAUAAAUAUAAUAAUAUUUGUGCCAUUUUGUAGAAAAAGGUAACUCGAUUAACGAAAACUAAAAAGAGGAUUUUUUAAAUUCAAAAACCAAACUCCUUGAAACUAUUAUAAUGCAAAUUAGCAUUAUUUAAAUUUCAUUAAUAAACAGUUAACAUUUUUAUGUUUUUUGGAAGAGCUUCAAGCAAGAAAAAAUGUUCAUAUGUUAGUUUAAAAAAGGAUCAAGUGACUGAAUCAUUUUUAUCAGUACCUUGCAUCAUCAAGUCAUUGUACUGUUAAAUCUAAACGGGUCAAAAAAUAUUAGGUACUCUUUAUUGGGAAAACCACGACAAUUAUAUUGCAAAGGAACACAUGGUAACCUAUCUUCUUUCAAUAAAUUUUAAUUACAUAGAAUUACAUCUGGCCAACGUUUUUUAUUUGACAACCUGCAUAUUCUACCAAUAAUUACAACUAAAAAGAUACGAUUUUGCUUUAUAGAACAGCUACGUAGGGGGUAAAUAUUUGGUACUGUACAACUUUUAUA